GAAGGGAAGUGCUGAAGAUAAUGAUGGGUACCUUGGUAGGUUUCUGUUCCUGGGUUUGAAGGAACACGGAAAAGAUGCAAGAAAUAGCCUGCUAGCAAUUCGAAGCACAGAUACGUCAUGCAGGAUCAAUUUCCGCUCGUCUUCAUGUAGGAAGUUUUUCUUGCUGAUGGCCACUCCUUACGAUCGAUUCAUGCACGCUCAUGAUAUAUAGGCCUACCACCAAUUUUUUACUGAAUGAGAAACAAUUGAAAGACAGAGAUCAGUUUUAAGCUGAUAUAGAAUCAUGGACUUUCCAACCAAAUUUGUUAGUGAACCUUCAAGAUCAUUAAAAUGUCCUUGCUGUGAUGGUGUUUUUAGGAGCCCAGUGAUCUCGACUAGCUGUGGACACACGUUUUGCAAAGACUGUUCAGUUCAUGGUCAUGGAAUUGGUUGUUGCCCGUUAGAUGAAACUCCGUUUGAUGGCUCAUCAUUUGUUGCCAAUAGAGCCCUACAGGGUCAAUUAGAUGAGCUUAAAAUUUACUGUCGUCAUGGGCUAAUGCGAUAUGAUUCUGAUGAAGACUUCGUUAUCGACGAAAAUGGUUGCCCGGAAAAGAUCACUUUUAGCCAGCGAGAAGAGCACGAAAAUUUAUGUGAAUUUGCUUUGAUUCCAUGCCCCAAUAGCUCAAAUUUUUGUGGAAAAUUUAGAAGAAAAGAUUUAGAAGAGCAUUUAAAACACUGUGAUCGGAUUCCCUGUGAUUAUUCGAGGAAAGGGUGUUCUUUCUUUGGAACCUAUGAUGAAGUCGUAGAACAUCAAAGUGUUUGUCCCAGGAGGGAUGGUGAUCUAGACUCAGCAAUUCAAGUAGAGGUUGGAAAUAACGGGUUGAGUUCAAAGGUAGUCACCAAGAAAAUACAGUAUUUAAGUGAAAAAGUUGCAUCUCUUGAAAAUGAUAAGGAAGUUAUGACAAACCAAAUGAAGCAAGCAGAAAGACAGAUAAAGAGCUUAAAAUCACAAGUGGAUUAUCUGACAAACAUUGUUGAACAAAUCAGAAUGGCACAAGCUGCAGCUGUAAGAGAUAGAAUUGGUUCUCAAUCAACUUCAGAUAUGCUAGAACUAUAUGAAGCUCACAAGAAAAGAUCAAUUUCAUCCUCAUCAAGUUCACAAGCAACUUCACCUACACAGGCUGCACGAUCUUUGUCAUGGAGCCGAGCCAAUAAAAAAGAGAACUGGAAAAUGCCAUUUACCUUUGCAUGCAUUGGAACAUUCAGAGGUCAUACUGGGACAAUAUGGGCAUUAGCAUCUAGAGGCAACCUGCUCUUCAGUGCUGGUGCAGACUUGAUGAUUAAAGUAUGGGAUAUUCAUGACAUUAAGAACUCAAAAGGAUGCAUACAGACAAUGAUUGGACACAGAGGGGAUAUACAUGUACUUUGUGUUGGAGAUCGUCUAUUGUACAGUGGAGGCUCAGACAAAUGUAUACGCACUUGGGACUUAUCUAAUUAUCAAGCACAUUUUGUGAAAGAGGAUGCCCAUGAUAACAUUGUGUGUGCAAUUGUCUACACUGGGAAGUAUAUAUUCAGCUCAUCUUUUGCUUCAAUCAAGGUCUGGAAAUCUGUCAACUUAGAACUUGUUCACUCUAUCAGUGAUCUCAAGCAUUGGGUGAGAGCUCUUGUGUGUGACAGGAACCGUGAAAGAGUUUUCAGUGGCUCGCACAAUACUGUGUAUAUUUGGGAUGCAAAUAACUUUACAUUGAAGGGGAAAGUUGAUCACAGCCAUGGAUCUGUGUACUCUCUUGGUGUAACACAGCAAUACUUGAUUAUAGGAACAUAUAAUCGGAAUACGCAUUUGUAUGAUGCCAACACAUACCAAGAAGCCAAAGGUUUUAAUGGUCAUGUUGGAACUGUAACUGGAAUGGCACCAUCACCAUCAGGAAACUUUUUGUUUACCUCAUCAUCUGACCAUACAGUGCAGGUUUGGGACCUUGCCAAAUUGCUGCCAAUCCAGGUUCUGUCUCGUCAUGAAGCCAGUGUCAAUUGUGUCACUCUUCGUGGUGAUAUGCUGUUUAGUGGAUCAGAAGACAGAGAAAUCAAAGUUUAUGUGUAUUGCAAAGUUUGUGAGAACACAUUUCUGGGUGGAUCGUCAUCAAGAUAAAAGCAAAUUUCAACAAUGGUACUGAUUGGUACGGAAAAAGUAUCUUAUGUAUUUGUGUUACCAAGAGAUGUUGCUGAAAGAUCUGUGCAUUUGGCCCCUACUGUCUCAUUUUUAAGGCAGACCAACCAUGUUGGAGCACAUCUGAAUAUAGUAACUAUUCAACAGCGGUUACUGGACAGAUAAUAACUGACAAUAUUUCCUGGUAGAUAGUCUUCUGUAUUUCUUGAAACAGUUCAGAAUGCAGUUCAGAGAGGCAACUAUUUUGAAUGCCUUUGUCAAUAAAGUGACAAUAAAGGCGCAAAAUGAAAGCAGUAUUUCAUUUUUACGGAUCUUCGAGAACAGGACAGUUGUUCUGUCUUUAAAAGUACCAGAGCAGAUGAAAUAUUGUAUUUCAUUUAAUUGAUACCAAGGUAUCAUCUGAAGUAACAGAUGCUGUGCUUUGCUGAGUAAAGUCUUAAAAAACAAAGCAGGUUCUUUGAUUAGUGUUUUAAAUUGAAUUUUUUUACCUUGUUAUAUGGUUAUUAUCCAAUUACACUUUUCCAAAGUCUCUCUUUUUUUGUCUCUUUCCGAAAGUACAAAAUCUUAAUUUCAAAAUGUCUAUACUUUGAAAGGAGAAUCUGACCAUCAAAGGUACAGUUAUUGCGAGGAAAAGGGAGAGAGAGAUGAAAUAAUUUUUCUUUCUCCUUUUCUCUGCCACAGCCACAUUUUUCCCACAGGGAAUUAAAAGUAUCUAGUCAAGUAUAAAGCAAUGUAUGAAUGCAUAUGCAACGCCGGUGCCCCUUUCUCUGAUAAAAAGCAAUCCCUCUGAAUAAAACGAAAUAAUAACUGAUGCAAUAAGACCUUCCUCAAGCAUCUUGGCCGAAAUACAAUGCAAGCCUAACUCAACUUGCUCUUAGCUUUCCAAUAGAGAAUAAAAGUUCUGCCUUCAGUUUUGAAUAGCACACACCACUAACAACUGUUGAGAUGGCCCUAAG
Rhopilema esculentum is the source of this 3099-nucleotide messenger RNA. Its product is annotated as E3 ubiquitin-protein ligase TRAF7. Gene Ontology annotation, molecular function: protein binding; zinc ion binding. Gene Ontology annotation, cellular component: nucleolus. The record is from RefSeq and is a predicted model, not a curated record. Gene Ontology annotation, biological process: Notch signaling pathway; ribosomal large subunit assembly. Lineage: Eukaryota; Metazoa; Cnidaria; Scyphozoa; Rhizostomeae; Rhizostomatidae.